Hyla sarda is the source of this 759-nucleotide messenger RNA. RefSeq names its product gastrula zinc finger protein XlCGF53.1-like. Bases 121 to 444 code for a protein of 107 amino acids. The transcript is spliced from 3 exons. The record is from RefSeq and is a predicted model, not a curated record. Lineage: Eukaryota; Metazoa; Chordata; Amphibia; Anura; Hylidae.
UGACUUCCUUGCCCCUAGGCAUGCUGGGUAUGGUGGGAGAAGAAGCAGGAAGAGACCUACAGCAGGAGAACAUGCAGUGCAGACUAUUCAGAGCUGUAACAUCUCUGGAGACCCCGGAACAUGAGGAGCAGUGACCGACCAAGGAUGGAGACGGACAGAGACCACAUGUCUGGGAGGAUAUUAAACCUCAUCCUUGAGAUGAUCUACUGGAUCACUGGAGAGGAUUACACAGUAGUGAAGAAGUCGUCUGGUGAGUGUGUGACACCCCGUGUGUCAGGAGACUGGAGCAGGAGUCAGAGCCCCGCCCCCGAGGAGCCUCCACCUCAUUCACUGAAACAUGAGCAGAAGAUCCUAGAACUUACCUCCAGGAUCACUGAGCUGCUGACUGGAGAGGUGAGCGCUGCUGGGAAUGCUGGGACAUUAUACAAUAACACCAAGGUAUGAAGUGUCUGGAGGAGAAUUGUAUCAUUGUCUGUGUCAGGUUCCUAUAAGGUGUCAGGAUGUCACUGUCUAUUUCUCCAUGGAGGAGUGGGAGUAUUUAUUAGGACACAAGGAUCUGUACAAGGAUCAGGUCAUGAUGGAGGAUCACCAGUCCCUCACAUCACCAGGUAAGAGGAGAGAGCAGGUUUGUGGAUCUCCUAGAUUCCCCCAUCAUCUGAUCAUCACAUAUAACAAUGGAUUCAGUCACUGUGUUUAUUUCCUAUAGAUGGAUCCAGUAGUAUAAAUCCCCCCGAGAGAUGUCCCCGUCCUCUAUAUCCU